Molecule: messenger RNA, 1606 nt
Organism: Lucilia sericata (common green bottle fly)
Lineage: Eukaryota; Metazoa; Arthropoda; Insecta; Diptera; Calliphoridae
Gene: Snx6
Product: sorting nexin-32
Exons: 8
Coding region: 140-1597 (485 amino acids)
Biological process (GO): phagosome-lysosome fusion involved in apoptotic cell clearance
Molecular function (GO): phosphatidylinositol binding
Source: RefSeq, a predicted model, not a curated record
UGAUAUGAUAAUGACGCCGUUGAUAAUUUUGAUCGGCGCAGGUUUCUGCUGAUUGCACUUGUACAAAUAAAAUACAAUUAUUCGUUUCAUAGUUUUCACAAAUAUUAAAGUUCUAAUUAAAAAUUAAGCGGUUAAUAUUAUGGAUUUAACAACAGAAGAAAUUAAUAAUACUGCUGCUGGUGCUGCUGAAGAAAACAAUACUACGGUAAUAACAACGUCAGCACCUCUAACAGGCAGUGGCGCAGCAACAACGACAACUGCAGUUGAUGAUUCUGAACUUAAUAGCAGCAGUAGUCUUCAAAGAAUAAAUUCAACGCCCCUACUUCCUCCAAAUGCGACAACAACAACAACAACAGAUGUGGCACAAAAUAAUGGUGGUGCCAGCGUUAGUGCUGGUUCAUCUGAGUCAUCGUCAUCAGUCAUAUCAGCCACCGCCAUGGCCGAUGAUACUUUACAUGUCGAAAUUUCCGAUGCCUUAAGUGAAAAGGAUAAAGUUAAAUUUACCGUACACACUCGCACCACUCUGCCGGGAUUCUCUAAGCCGGACAAUAAUGUUGUGAGACAGCAUGAAGAAUUUGUCUGGCUACACGAUCGUUUCGAGGAAAAUGAAGAAUAUGCUGGCUAUAUUAUACCACCUUGUCCCCCUAGACCAGAUUUUGAUGCUUCCCGCGAAAAACUACAGCGUUUGGGAGAGGGUGAGGGUAAUAUGACAAAAGAGGAGUUUAGAAAAAUGAAAACUGAAUUGGAAGCCGAAUAUCUUGCUACCUUUAAGAAAACCGUCGCUAUGCACGAAGUUUUCCUCAGACGUUUAGCCAGUCAUCCCGUCUUUCGCAAUGACCAACAUUUGAAAGUGUUCUUGGAAUAUGAUCAGGAUUUGUGUGCUAAACCCCGUAAAAAGACUGCCAUCUUUGGGGGUCUCGUCAAGUCUCUGGGCAAAACCACCGAUGAAAUACUUUUAGGUGUAACCGUUCACGAUGUCAAUGAUUUCUUCGAAAAUGAAUUUCAAUUUUUAACCGAAUACAAUGGACAUUUGCGUGAGGCCUCAUUGCGUACGGAGAAAAUGACACAACGUCAUAAAGAUGUGGGUGAGUGUCAUCAGAAAAUUUCGAAUGCUUUACGGCAAUUAUCUACCGCCGAAAAGGGUACAAUGGAAACAUUUUGCGCCAAGACUGCUGAUAUAUUUGAGAAAAUUAAGAAUCUGGAAGUACGUGUGGCUAGCGAUCAGGAUUUAAAACUUGGUGAUACCUUGCGCUAUUAUCAGCGCGACAGCGAAGCAGCCAAAGCUUUGCUUAUACGUCGUUUACGUUGUUUAGCGGCCUAUGAAGCCACUAAUCGUAAUUUGGAAAAAGUUCGUGCUAAAAAUAAAGAUAUACAUGCGCCUUUGGAAGUUCAAGAGGCCGAAGCUGCCCAGGCUGAAGCAUGUGAAAAAUUCGAAACAAUGUCGGCUUGUGGCAAGGAAGAGCUAGUGGGCUUUCGUAAUCGUCGUGUUCAGGCUUUUAAGAGAAGUCUAACUGAAUUAGCUGAUUUGGAAAUAAAACAUGCCAAAAAUCAAUAUGAAUAUUUACGUCAGUCCUUAUUGGCCUUAAAGGAAAUUUAAUAUUUGUUA